AUUUACAGUCUUUUUCAUCGUUUUGCCACCUUCCUAAAAACGAUCUCAUAACCAAAGCCUGAAAAAGAAAAAGAACCAAACUUUGAUUGUAAAAAUCCGAUCUCUCUCCUCUCUUUCCUUCUCUCUCCCAAGUCCCAUCUUGCAGUGCAGAGGGAAGAAGGGAGCAGAGGGAUUGUGAAAGAAGAGAGAAGGGACACAUUUUCUUGCAAAGAUAAUUCCAAUCCGACAUUCCUUGACCACGGCCCCCCCGAAAAAAAAAGAGGAAAAAUCAAAUCUUUUUCCUCGAAUUAUCAGUUUUGUGAAGCUUAUUUCUCGCCCCCCAUUUUCUGGGGUGGAAAAUGGGGACUGUUGAAGGUGGAGAGGAGGUGGUGAGAGGCAGUGAGGAGAGGAUUAACGUGUCGGUGCGUUUGAGGCCGUUGAAUGGGAAGGAGAUCUUCAGGCAUGAUGUUGCAGAUUGGGACUGCAUCAAUGAUAACACUGUUAUUUAUAAGAAUGUUAAUGUCUCUGCUUCGGAUAGGUCCAUGUAUCCUACUGCUUACACAUUUGAUAGGGUGUUUAGGCCCGAUUGCUCGACAAGGGAAGUGUACGAAAGAGCAGCCAAAAAUGUCGCAAUUUCAGUUGUUAGUGGAAUGAAUUCAAGUGUUUUUGCAUACGGCCAAACGAGCAGUGGGAAGACAUUCACAAUGACUGGAGUGACCGAGUAUGCAAUAGCUGACAUAUAUGAGUACAUACAGAAGCAUCCAGAAAGAGAUUUCGUGUUGAAGUUCUCUGCUUUGGAAAUCUAUAAUGAAUCUGUGAGAGACCUCCUCAGUGUAGAUAGCACUCCUCUUAGGCUCUUGGAUGAUCCAGAGAGAGGGACGGUGGUCGAGAAGCUCACAGAGGAAACUAUAAGGGACUGGGAUCAUGUGAUUCAGCUGCUUUCUGUUUGUGAAGCUGAAAGACAAAUUGGAGAGACAUCCCUUAAUGAAGUCAGCUCCAGAUCUCACCAGAUUAUUAGACUGACAGUGGAAAGCUCUCCCCGUGAUUUUAUAGGCAGGGACAAUGCUAGCGCACUUGCAGCUGCUGUGAAUUUUGUCGAUCUUGCUGGAAGUGAACGAGCAUCACAAGCUAAUUCAGCUGGGACGAGAUUAAAAGAAGGCUGCCACAUAAAUCGCAGUUUGCUGACAUUAGGAACUGUCAUUCGCAAGCUAAGCAAGGGUCGAGGCGGACACAUUCCUUACAGAGAUUCUAAACUGACACGAAUCCUGCAAACAUCGUUGGGGGGGAAUGCUAGAACGGCCAUCAUUUGCACAAUGAGCCCUGCACGCAGUCAUGUUGAGCAAUCAAGAAACACUCUUCUGUUUGCUAGCUGUGCAAAGGAAGUGACCACCAAUGCCAAAGUUAACGUGGUCAUGUCUGACAAAGCUUUGGUCAAGUAUUUGCAACGAGAGCUAACGAGACUAGAGAGUGAGCUGAGAAAUUAUCAAUCUACUGUCUCCACGCCAAACUAUCCUGCGAUGCUGAGAGAGAAAGAUCUUCAAAUCACUAAGCUCGAGGAGAAGAUAAACGAUCUUACUCUUCAAAGAGAUGUCGCUCAAUCACAUGUCAAAGAUUUGCUAGAAAUCAUUGGAAAUGAAGCAUCCUUGACACGGGUCGGAUCAGGACACUACCCUCACUUGCGAGUCCAAAGAUCACCAGACAGUACGAUAGCAGAAGAGGAGACACGGACACCUCACUCCUUGGGAACAUGUUCCGGUGGACACAGCAGAACGAGUUCAGACGAUCAGAUAGUGAAAGUCCCGUAUUUUGAUGAUGACUUUGUGCCUAGUAAUUCACCACCGAGGAUCUUAGCUUCAAACUCCAGCGACAGUUACUCCAAUCACGAUUGGGAGGAGAUAGAGAAGGAGAGUAGUGGGGCAUCGGAGGAUAUAUGCAGGGAAGUCCGUUGCAUCGAAGCAGAAGAGUUUAGUAACAAAGUGGCUACAAACUGCGAUUCCGUAUGUUCAGAAGAGAACACCGAAUUCCCUCAUGUGGAAGUAUAUGUAAAUGGACAUGCGCAGACCAUGGAAACACCGUCAACUCCUUUUGAAAACAAUCAAGUGAUCAAGUCUUCUCCGAUGGAGAAUGAUUGUGCAAUGGAGGAAGAAGAGAAGGAACACGAAGAGAAGGACUCAUCGUCUCCUCCAUCCAAGGAACAGAGAGAAGUUAGCUCAAUUCACUCACCAGAAUUCCCAUCUCACGUUACACAACUGAAUCAAGAUUCACCCCUAGCCAGCUUCUUCAAAUUGACUAAGAGCAGAAGCUGCAGAGCAAGGAUUGCUGACUCGAAUUCACCUUGGCACAAGAUGAUGGAUUUUAGUGAGAUCACGUCGUCGUUUGGAUCAGAACGAGGAUACGUAGAUUUUGAAAAGAAAUUUUCCCCAUGGAGCUUUAGUCCCUUUGUUCGAGAUUUAUCAAGGAAGGAUUCUCAGUGUUCCCCCGACAAAACUUUUGAUAUCGAGAUCGACGCCCCAAAUGAGAAGCUUCCAACCCAAGAUAUUCACACCAAGAAUCAGUCGAUGGCGACUGUACCAGAAGCCGAUGAAUCUCCAAAGAGGGAUGUCAAAGAUGUCGGUUUGGAUCCCAUCGUAGAUGAGUUCAAAGGUCUUUCAAACUGGCCUGCCGAGUUCAGGAGGCUCCAACGAGAGAUAGUCGAACUCUGGCAUGCUUGCAACGUCUCGUUGAUACACAGGAGUUACUUCUUCAUGCUCUUCCAAGGUGGUGAUCCUUCGGAUGCUAUAUAUAUGGAGGUGGAGAUGAGGAGGAUGAAGUUCCUUAGGGAUAAAUUCUCUCGAGGCGAGAAUACCGUCGUCAACGGACAGUGUCUGACGCUGGCUCUAAGCCUGAAGGCACUUCGCGAGGAGAGGCGAAUGCUGAGCAAGAGGAUGUCAAAGAAGCUUUCGGAGCAAGAACGCGAGAGCCUCUUCCUCAAGUGGGGCAUCGGCCUCGACACCAAGCUCAGACGCCUACAGCUCUCCUACAGGCUAUGGACCAAAACGGACGACAUGGAUCACGUUGCUGACAGCGCAUUCCUCGUGGCGAAGCUGGUCAGCUCCAUGGAACACGGUCAGACGCAUCACAAAGAGAUGUUCGGGCUUAACUUCACACCACGACGCUCCACAAGAUCCCACAAUAGCUUCAGACGGAGCCUGAUAUCGUUCCUGUGACCCGUGAGAUCGUUGUUAUCGUCGUUCUCUCUACAUUCUGAGUUGUGAUAUGAAAUUGCUGGGAAUAAGCAUUAACUGUAUAAUUUUUACCAGGCUAGAAAUGGUUGUUGGUGUAAAGUUAGUAUCUUACUAUUUGACUCAUAGAAAGAGGGCUUGAAAAUAACGGAGUAUGUAUGUAGAGCCAUUGAUGAGCUAUUAUUUUUGUAUAAAUCUCUUUUUGGUUGUAAAUUGUGUCUCCAUUUACUUAUACAUUCUUCAGGGUUCAUUUA
Molecule: messenger RNA, 3454 nt
Organism: Salvia miltiorrhiza (redroot sage)
Lineage: Eukaryota; Viridiplantae; Streptophyta; Magnoliopsida; Lamiales; Lamiaceae
Product: kinesin-like protein KIN-7E
Exons: 14
Coding region: 339-3185 (948 amino acids)
Biological process (GO): microtubule-based movement
Molecular function (GO): ATP binding; microtubule motor activity; microtubule binding
Source: RefSeq, a predicted model, not a curated record